CAGAAGAAGAGGAAAGAAAAAGAAAGAAGAAAAAUGAAGAGUUCAUCUUGGACUGAAAUACGGGAGACUUCAAAUUCUUCCUUAAAAAAAGGAAACAACGUUAAUGUUAUUAUAUGAAAAAAAAAAUGUUUUUUAUAGUAUAGUAGUAAUAACUAAUGAUACUGCCAAUAAAUAAUUCGGUGCAAUUGGAUACUCAUAUACUAUAUUAAAAAAAAAAAAAUCAGAUUCCUCAAAAGCCGAGGUUGUAGCUUAUCCAUUCAACAUUUAUUCCUUUUCUUGACAAUAGUGCAAUCAAUAUACUAUUUUUUUUUUAGCCCUUUUGGUAUAUUCUGUGUUUUGUUGUGUGUGACUGUGUGUAUAUAUACCGAUUGCAGAUCAGUUUCUGCCCCCUCUUCUCUGUUUACUACAUAAUCCAUUAUCAAUUUUAUCAUCAUCCUUUUGCCACCCUUCUUGAGAGGGAAAAAGUGUAAAUAAUUUAUCCAUUAAUCUGAUAAGUUAUCCAUAAAAAUCUGAUCUUAAUCUGUAGUGAUAAACAGAAGAGAGGGGUCGGAACUCAUCACAUUCAUAUCCAAAUUUAGUUCAGUUCUUCUGGAGACAGGGGAGGAGGGAAGAAGAAGAAGAGGAAGGUCAUAUAUAAAACCGAUUUGCUGAUCACAUAUAUACUCUUACUCUCCAUCCUCACAGCGCUUUACUCAACCAAAUAGAAGAACAGAAUGGUUGAAGGGGGAAUUUCUAAAGCUGACAAAACUGAAUUCACUGAAUGUUGGAGGACAACAUGGAAGACACCUUAUAUCAUGAGGCUGGCCUUAUCGGCUGGAAUCGGUGGUCUUCUCUUUGGUUACGACACAGGAGUUAUUUCUGGUGCCAUGCUCUACAUUCAGAAUGACUUUGACGAAGUUGACAGGAAGACAUGGUUACAAGAGACAAUUGUUAGCAUGGCUGUUGCAGGAGCUAUAGUUGGUGCUGCAUUUGGUGGAUGGAUCAACGACAGAUUCGGCCGCAAAAUCUCCAUUUUGGCUGCUGAUGUGCUGUUCUUUGCUGGUGCAGUUGUGAUGGCUUUUGCUCCUGCUCCAUGGGUGAUUAUUAUUGGAAGAAUAUUGGUUGGUCUUGGAGUCGGGAUGGCAUCAAUGACUUCUCCUUUAUACAUUUCGGAAUCUUCGCCCCACAGAAUCAGAGGUGCACUUGUUAGCACAAAUGGGCUGUUGAUCACUGGAGGGCAAUUUAUCUCAUACCUCAUCAAUUUAGCUUUCACCCAUGUUAAAGGAACAUGGCGUUGGAUGCUUGGUGUUGCAGGACUUCCGGCACUCAUUCAGUUUGUUCUGAUGCUUUCCCUCCCGGAAUCGCCAAGAUGGCUUUACCGAAAUGGUAGAAUCGAUGAGGCUAGGUCCAUCUUGGAAAAAAUCUACCCCUCUGAGGAAGUUGGCGAUGAAAUGCAAGCCCUGAAAGCAUCCAUUGAUGAAGAAAUUGAAAUAGAAGGUUCUGUUGGAGGUGGCAGCAUGUUUUCCAAAGUAAAACAAGCUUGGGGUUAUCGUGUUUUCCGAAGGGGCCUACUUGCCGGAGUCACCGUUCAAGUUGCUCAGCAAUUUGUCGGCAUCAACACCGUCAUGUACUACAGUCCAACAAUCAUCCAAUUUGCAGGGUUUGCUUCUAAGAGCACAGCUAUUGCUCUUUCACUCAUCACGUCCGGUCUCAAUGCAGUUGGCUCGAUCGUGAGCAUGUGUUUUGUUGAUAGGUAUGGAAGGCGGAGGCUGAUGCUCAUCUCAAUGGUAGGCAUCAUUACAUGCUUAGUCGUGCUAUCUGGUGUGUUUUUUGAAGCUUCUCGCACAGCGCCAAAAGUCAGCCAGGCAGGGUCUGCGCACUUUGGUGUCAACUCCACAUGUAGUGCCUUUUCCCAAGCUCCGGAUGUGUCAUCAUGGAAUUGCAUGAGUUGUUUGCAGGUUAAAGACUCAGAUUGUGCUUUCUGCUCUAAUGGACUUGAUCGCUACUCGCCCGGAGCAUGUCUGGCGAAACUUGAUCCCCUUGAAAAUGCAUGCAAAGCUGAAAAUGGAAUCUGGUAUGAGAAAGGGUGUCCAAGCAAGAUUGGCUUCUUGGCAGUUGUCUUAUUGGGACUUUACAUUAUAAUGUAUGCCCCCGGAAUGGGAACUGUCCCAUGGAUCGUCAACUCUGAAAUAUACCCAUUGAGAUACAGAGGCAUCGGUGGAGGAUUAGCAGCAGUUUCUAACUGGACAUCAAAUCUUAUUGUCAGUCAAACUUUCUUAACAUUGACCAAGGCACUCGGUUCAGCAGGCACAUUUUUGCUGUUUGCGGGCUUCUCGUUCAUCGGGAUGGUUUGCAUUUAUUUCGUCGUCCCGGAAACAAAAGGACUGCAGUUUGAGGAAGUUGAGAAGAUGUUGGAGAAGGGGUUUACUCCUAGUAGUUGUAUGGGGAAAGGAAAAGAUUCCAAGGUGGAUGAAUGAUGACGAAAAAUGAAAUAAAAUGAUUCUGAAACUCAGAAUCUGUUUAUUCAUUACUGGUAUUGUUAUUAUUGGAAAACCAGGUUAAUGAUGCUUUUAGGGUUUUUAGGGCUCUAUUCUUUGGUAUUUCCUACAAUAUAUACCGAAUGUUAAUAUUGAAUGAAACGAUCUCCUAAUGAUAUGAAAUUAUUUUUAUUUGGUAUUUAUUGGCAAGUGCAGGUCAGAUUGAUGGUGUUAUUGGUCCAUGUUUUUCCCUUUUUUUUGUUUGUGAAGAUAUCACUUUCCUAAUGGGUGAAAAGAAUUUGCAAAACAUAUGCCAUGCUCUAUGCCCACUUUUCACAAGUUGGAUUUGAAAGUGCAGAAGCAAAAACACUUGUUAUGGUCCUUAGCCAAUGUUUGAAUACUGCACAAAAACUUUUAUUAUCAGUUCAAAGCUAUUGUCUUCAAAAGCAUACCACAUCACAUAAUUUAUGACAGUGGGGAAUCACCAGGGGAUGCAACAGCAGAGAUAACUUCUCUCCCUAGGUAUGACGGUCGUCUUGAUCGACAGGGCUCGAGGUGAGAAUGUUUUUGAUUUGUUUUGAAGUCAUCUAGUUAUAAAGAUAUAGGCAUGUUAAAGCAUUCGCAGAUUGGUACAUGCAGCUGCUCUGUUGGAAUACAAUGAGAACCGCAGGCAUCCGAGGAACUCACUAACUACUCACUUCUCUGAUCACUGCCAACUCUUUGGAUCAUAUGUCAGGUACAAUUUAAUCUUUGAUGCAUCAAUAUGGUGUAAUUAACUGGCAGAUCUAAUGUGUAUGACCAUUAUAUUUGCCUACCUGUGUGGCAAUCCUUUGAUUAGUAUGUUUAUGUGACGUGGAAAUAGCAUCCUUCUUCUUUCGACCUUGGAAAUAUCCGAGCUCUUUGAUGAUGCUGAACUUGGAGAAUAUCCUUGAUGCUUCAACUAUUUGUGGGAUUGAGCGCGUGACUGGAUUAUCAAAUCACGCAUCUUGUAUUUUUUCAUGUUUUCACGAUUGUGUUAGGCUUCAAUGUAAGUGAAAUGUGUGUAGGAGUGAUCCUGUUUAUCUCUGAAUCAGUAACGUUUUUAUCUGUUUAUUCAUACGUUAGAAUUUGUCUUCUUUUUUUUGCAGGAUCUAUCAAGGAAUACUAAAGUUGCUGAACUCCGAGGCUCAGCGGACGAAAUCCAAACAGCUUGUAAGCUGUCCUAUAUUUUGGUCAGACUGACCAAAAGGUGUUCUAAAUAGGGGAGUUUACAUGGAAGGAAAACACUUUAAAAUCGCAUCAAAUUCAAACUAAUCUCCACUUGAUCAGAGCCCAACGCAGCAAUUACAUACUAAACUUUCUCAACAUUAUAGGACUCGUUAUUUCUUUGUCUUUCGAAGGACUGUAAUAAUUUCUAUAUUACAUAUUCGUUGUCGGAACUAAUUGCUUUGCUCCGACUAAAAUGAAUUUCCUAUCAAGAGUCAAUGUGUAAGUUGUGUGUGUG
This is a messenger RNA of Oldenlandia corymbosa var. corymbosa, 3939 nucleotides long. The record is from the annotation of a GenBank genome assembly. Lineage: Eukaryota; Viridiplantae; Streptophyta; Magnoliopsida; Gentianales; Rubiaceae.